Clarias gariepinus (North African catfish) is the source of this 3459-nucleotide messenger RNA. It is a transcript of the gene prmt9, whose product is annotated as protein arginine methyltransferase 9. The transcript has 13 exons. The record is from RefSeq and is a predicted model, not a curated record. Lineage: Eukaryota; Metazoa; Chordata; Actinopteri; Siluriformes; Clariidae. The coding region runs from base 184 to 2805 and encodes 873 amino acids. Gene Ontology annotation, biological process: peptidyl-arginine methylation. Gene Ontology annotation, molecular function: protein binding; protein-arginine omega-N monomethyltransferase activity.
CACAACCACAGCCGCUAAUAAUCUCUUUACUUCACUCAAGACAAUCGAUAGAAAACAAACGCCAUCAUGCAUCACGUGUUACUAAUCAUGCAUUUUGUCCAACAACAAAAAAAAAAGGCAACUUCUUGAAGUCAGAAGGAGUGUCAAGAAGUAACCAAUGGACUCUUUUGGGUUUUCCAAGACAUGGCAACCCUGCCCAGUGAUGUCCACAGGAAGUUGUUUGUCUUUGAUCUUCGGGUGAGUCGCGACCCCUGUCUCUCUCCGUGUCCCUCCGAGAUGCCGAGCGGCGGCGGUGAGGCGGUGAAGGGGAGGAAGAGGAGGAGCAGGCGCCGCAGCAGAGCUCCGAGUGGAGACCCAGGCAGAGGCCAGCUCGUGUCCAGCUCUGUCCAAAGCGCGCAGCAGUGUCUCCUCCAGCAGGACUACGGCACCGCGUUCGUCCACUUCCUCCUGGCUUUAAACCUCGCCCCUGCUCUCAAAGACCUGGCAAUAGAUUCCUUUAGGUUCACGCUUUUGAAGUGGGCCGACGAGCUGGACGGAGUGGGUCGCAUCCAGGAGCUCUUUGACUGCUACGAGCAAGCGCUGGAGUUGUUCCCUAAAGAUGAGGUGAUCAUCAACAGCAUGGGCGAGCAUCUCUUCAGGAUGGGUUUUAGAGACGAGGCCGCCGCGCAUUUCUACAAAGCCCUGAAACUAAAGCCGGAUUUCCCCGAGGCCAAGGAGAACUUCUACAGGGUGGCUAACUGGCUGGUGGAGCGCUGGCACUUCCUAAUGCUUAACGAUAACGGGCGAAAUCGAAAGUACCAGCUGGCAAUUCAGAGGGCGGUCCUGGACGGGUGUACGAGCGUUCUGGACAUCGGAACAGGCACGGGGAUCCUCGGAAUGUGUGCGAAGAAAGCGGGUGCGAGUGAAGUGUACGCCUGCGAGCUGUCUAAGACCAUGUACGAGCUGGCAUGCGAGGUGCUCUCGGCCAACGGCAUGGCGGACAGCAUCAAGGUCCUACACAAGAAAUCGCUGGACAUGGAAAUCCCCAGAGACAUCCCCGGCAGGGUGUCCUUGGUUGUCACAGAAACGGUGGACGCCGGACUCCUUGGGGAGGGAAUCGUCGAGAGUUUGAUUCACGCCUGGAAGCAUCUGCUCUUACCGCCGGCUAACGCUGAAGGUGUUCCACUGUCCAGCCCUUCCCAGACCGGACGAGUCAUCCCCGCCGGCGCCACCGUGUUCGCCAUGGCCCUGGAGUGCCCCGAGAUCCGCAGACACCACAGGUUGUGUGUGAGCGCAGUCGGAGGUCUGGAUCUGUCCGCAGCAGGACACAUCCGCAGUCCCGUCAGGUGUUCGGAGGACGCAGACGAGUCGUCCGAGCCGUACACGACCGAGAGGCUGAGCCGUCUGCCCGGAGGCUUCACCGCCCUCACAGAGCCCUGCAGGGUGAUUCAGAUAGACUUCAACAACCCACAGGAGCUGGAAGGCCUGUGUCUGAGGGAAGCGGUUCAGCUACGUGUGCCGGUGAUCCAGGACGGAGACGUUGACGCUCUAGCUGUAUGGUUUGAGCUACACCUGGACCAGGAGAACAGUAUUUCCACCGGGCCGGAUGAAGACACGUGCUGGGAGCAGGCUGUUUACCCAGUCCCGACUCACUGCAGUGUGAAGUGCAGCGAUGAACUCCUGGUUGACGUUUCCUGCAGAGACACGUAUCUGAGAGUCUCCUGCGCUGGAGUAAUGAGCAGCAGCUCAAAUCUUCGCGUAAGCAGCAUGGAUGAAGCCGUCUCUGCUGAAGGUCCCUCAAAUCCUGAACUGGAGCUCUGCAGCGCUCUGGCCAGCCUCCAGACUCAUCACGGCUGUCCGGCUCAGUCGUUUACCCUGGAGUCUUCUGAAAUAGCUCUUCUCAACAACACUAAUUAUCACGAGUGCUUUAGGAAAGCGAUGGCCAAACUUUUGUCCUUCGAGUCACAGGAUAAAUCCUCCUCUUCCUCCAGCUCAAAGCCACUGUAUGUGCUGGAUGUCUCAGAGGGUUUCUCAGUGCUCUCCCUGAUGGCGGCGCGAUUAGGGCCGGUGCGAGCCUACAGCUCUGUGGAGAAGCAGCAGCAUCAGGCUCUCCUGCAACUCCUGGCCCGAGAAAAUGGAGUGCACAAGGACGCGCUGGAGUUCUGGCUCGGCCAUGUGGAAGACGACUCUGCCGUGCUACAGAGGCCCGAUCCGGAAAAGCUGUGGAGCGCCAUCGCGCUAGACUGUGUAGAGACCUGCGGCCUGCUCAGACAAAACUUCAUGGAGAAGGCCACCUUAGCCAGAUGUCUCCUGGAGGAAGGCGGCCGCAUUUUCCCCGAGCGCAUCGUGAUCCACGGCAUGCUGGUGGAGUCGGACACGCUGCUCCAGGAGAGCGCCGUGCAGGGAACCGAACCCACGUUGGGCUUCAACAUCGCUCCCUUCAUCAACCAGUUCACCGUGCCUGUUCACGUGUUUUUGGACCUGUCCACGCUGGAGUGCACACGCCUCAGCGAUCCGGCCGAGCUGUUCGUCCUCGACCUCAUGGACACCAAUAACAACUACACUAACAGAGACGUCCGGGUUCGAGCGAACACCUCGGGCAAGGUGACCGCCAUCCCCUUCUGGUACCACAUCUACCUGGACUCCGAUUUGUGCGUGAGCACGUUCAGGCCGGAUUCACACUGGAAGCAGGUGGCCGUGAUCCUGCAGCGCCCUCUGGUGGUGAACGCAGGUGACCGGAUCAGACUGAGCGUCCAGUUUCACAAAAGCAGUAUCUCCAUAACGGCCGUCCGAGAGGAGGAAGAGGAGGAGACUUUAACUCGUUAAGGAAAAGGUUGUGGAUUUGACAGAGUAAGGCUUCACGUGGGAAAGAGACAGAAGAAGAGAAACUCUUAAAGGAGCCUUGUAUUAUUUGUGCGCGAGGCGAAUCCUAAUGUAAACACAGAAGCAUCGAACAAAGCAUGUCUAAAGAAACUGCCUUGUGGGUUUUAUUAUAGUGGGGAAGGGGCGGGGCUUAAAUCAGGUUCUGAGAGGAAGGGGGAAAGGGUUUGAAUUUAAGAAGCAUGUCAGGAACUGUACAAAGAUGUAACUAUUACAGAUUUUAAAAUACUUAACAAACAAGACAGAGAUACACCUUGAAAGUGAGGAUGUGUCUUUUUUAAAUAUAUGCACUCGUUUUUUUUUUGUUGUUGUUUUUUAACACUGAGAUGUUUUUUAUCACCGUGUGCUAUCAUUUGAAUCAUUUCCUUGUGUAAAAAAAAAAAAAAAGGGGUUUCUUUGGAAUGAGCGGAAAGUCCAAAAUGCAUGAACCACAGAAUAUUAAAAAAAUCCUACAAUGUGAUUUCCUGGAUUCUUUUUCUUAUUUUGUCUCUGAUAGUUGAGGUUAAGUGGGAGAACUUGCACAAUCGGUGGCUCUUUGCCCCACUGUACUGUAUAUAAAAGGUGUAUACAGAGUCGGCCAAAAAUAAUUUAUACACACUU